Patella vulgata (common limpet) is the source of this 3824-nucleotide messenger RNA. RefSeq lists its product as uncharacterized. The transcript is spliced from 12 exons. The record is from RefSeq and is a predicted model, not a curated record. The coding region runs from base 91 to 2436 and encodes 781 amino acids. Lineage: Eukaryota; Metazoa; Mollusca; Gastropoda; Patellidae.
GAUAGAUAAUUUAUUUUUGAUGUACUUACUAACAUCUUGUUUACCAUUUAGAAAUGUAGCUUUAAACGUUUGUCAUUUGUUAAUUUUACAAUGGAUGAAUCAGGCGGAAAGAAAGUCGUCUCUUUAAAGAGUCUAACUACAGAAGAAACAAUUACUUUGCAAGGACCCAAUGAAUUUACUGUCGGUCUGACAACUGAUGAGAAAUUGUCAUGGUGUCAACGAUGGGCAGAGGAAAGUGAUAUUUGUUUACCAUUAUUUGUAUUAACCAUAUGGCAGACAGAAGGUUCAUCUCUAACACCCAGUACCAAAGACCUUCCUUGUUUAAUCAAUGAUGAGGUUAUUACAGCAGAAACUAAUCUUAUAACAGGUUCUAAGAUAGAAAUUGGUGAUAAAUUGUUGGAAUUUAUAGAUGGUCCUAUACCUAGACAUAGACGUCAUCUACCUCCUACACCUGGAGUUCAUGUUAGAACUAACCCACCAGAUAAACCUACAAGAUCACCUGAUGAAGACAGUUCACCAGAUAAGGUAAUGAGUGAAUUAGUAUUAAAUGAUGAAGAAAGACUAUCUGAAGAAUGGUGUUUAGCUCAUCCACCUAGCAUGGAGGAAGAACUUAUUUGUCAAUUACAGACUCCUGAACAGAUUGCCAAUUUAUCAGCAAGUUACCUCAAUCGUCAGGUUCACCUGUUCACAGAUACCAAAUUAAAUCCUAUCCUAGUUGACCAAAUUUUUAAAACAUUUCAAGAUGUAGCUGUACAUCGGAGAGAUAUUUUAGAAAGUUUUCUACGUGAAUUCGCUAAAGAGUUAGCCGAUACUCCCGAAGAAGAAAAAGGAAAGCCAUUCCAUACUCCUAUUAUUUAUUUGUUAGUAGAAAUAUUGAAACAAUUUUUGGAUCCGUUGUCUCAUGUUGUAUUAUGUUUACAGUUGUUACGUGCUAUAAGUCACGUACCAGAUAAUCUCCCAGCUUUGAUAUAUCAUCAAUCUGUGGCAGCUAUUCUCGGCAGUAUGACCGCAUACCUCGACAAAACAGACGUUCAACAGUUUGGGCUGGAUAUUCUAGUCAAAAUAGCCACUUUUAAACCUGAUAUUACGGAAAAGCCUCCAUUACAUGAAGGUGGUAUAGAAGUUAUCUCGCUAUCUAUACAACAUCAUGCUAAGAAUCUCACGAUUGUACAGUCUGGGUGUCGUGUCUUAUCUAAUCUAAGUACAACGCUGUAUGACACUGCUAGUCAGGUCAUAGAUGAUGAUUGUGAAUGUAGUGUAGAUAUAUUACAAGGAUUAGACAAGUUUCUAGUAAUACUAGAUACUAUCAGCUGGAGUUGUACCAGUAUAAUACAGGAAGCCAUGAAGAACUUUUCAACAGAUCUAGGUGUAAAGCGAGAAGGGAGAAGAUUUCUGUAUGUCUUUGCUAGACUUCCUCACUUAAAACAGAGAAAAAGUCAGUGGUAUGAACAGAGUUUAGAAAACGACUUAAAAAAUCAACUUAGUGAUGAAGAAAGGGAAGAAGAUGAACCAUUAACCAGUAUUUUAAAACGAACACGAUCUUUCGAAAACCUACGAACACCAGACAGGAGAGUACAAUUUGACGAAAAAGAUGAUUUCUUAUCUUCGGUGUCUUCAACUGUUAGUGAUACAUCUACAAUUGCAGAUGAAAGUGGUAUCGAAGUGUGUUCAAGAGUUUUUUAUGAUCCACACACAGGAAAAGCUUUGGAUAGUGAUUCUCUCUUGGAUAUAACACUAAAAACUAAAGACAGUCUUGAGAUGGGAGACAAUUCGAAACAUAUUAAUGGCAUAAGUGAUAAGACAGAUGAAAAUAAUGAAUCUGUUAUAACUGACAUGAAUAAAAAAGACAUAGUAAAUAAACGUGAAGUUAUAGAAUUAAGGUGUGACAAAUUAUCCAAUUCAGAUAUUAAGAUAUUGAACAAGUUAUUGAAAUCGGUGAUUGUAUGCCAUGUUUGUUCCCUUGCCUUUGAUGGGGAAGAAUCUGUAGCUUUAAAACUCAUAGGUCAACCGAUCAGAGAAAUGUUUACAAAUAACAAAUUUCCUAAAGCAUUAUUAGAGUUUGUGAAGAAUCAGUACAAAGAGGAGAUAACUCUAAUGGAUCUGGAUCCAUCUGUUGCUAUUUCUGUUAUUGAUGCUGUAAGAUACAGAUCUGUUGCAUAUGAGUUGAUUCAAGGCUCAAUAAAGAGUGUUGUGAAAUUAUUUGAAAAGAAUCCAGAGUUAUCUACCCAAAAACUAAGUUGUCAGUUUAUUGGUGAUUGUCUGAUUGAUGAAAGGUUAAGUAAAGCAGUUGAAGAUGCAACGUUUUGUAUGGAAUUAAAGAAAUAUUUACUUCUUGCCAUAUCUAAAGUUGGGCCAAAUACUCCGGUUGAUGAAGUUUUAACGCAUGUCAUCAACCUACAUAUCAAAGUUCAACAAAAAUCAAUAGAGAAGGUUUAAAUUUUCAUUCAUGCAUACUUCAUCCGUCGAGAAUGUUCAGCCAACAUUUUUUUUUUAAGUUAAUGUUAUUAUUUUUAUUUAUUUUUGAGAUUACACUGAAAAUAGAGUAUUUAAAUAUUGUAAUUUGAUAUUUUGUAUGUACUGUAUGUAUGUAUUAUCCAGGAGUGGCAUAUUGUGGGGGAGGGGGCAUGGGGCAGUAGUCAAAAACUUUUACGCUGUCAAAAACAUGCCCUAUGCCCUCCUUUGAUAUCAACAAUUUUAAUGAUGAUAGUUGAAAAAUAUCUUAUUGUGUCUCACACCUGGCAUCUCUUCAGAAAUCCAGGACACACUAUUGUAGUGUAUGCCCCAAUCUAAUUUAAGUAAAAUGUCAAUUUCAUUUCGUUUUAUUUCUGAUAUUUGUUUUUAUGUUUUGAUUGAGUUUAUUUGUUUAGAAGUUCUAGAGAUUAUAUAAGUUUCCUCCCUUUUUGUAAAACAUCAAAUUCACAUUGUAUACAAUCAAACUAUGAUUUAAGGGCAGCAAGUUUUGCAUUCCAGAUCCUAAAUCCAUAUCCAGAGAACAAAAAAUAUUUAUAAACAUUUGAAAACCUGUAAUUUUGCUGUUUUAAAAGUUUUGAAAAUGUAAUGCAACACAGACCUGUUUUGGCAUUGAAAUUGUCCUAAGUGAAAUAUUUUUACAAGCAUACUAACCCGUUAGCACCUAUCCCGCCCAAACCCUCUACGAUUACUACUUUCCCUGGUGCCUGAAACAUAACAUUUAUAGUGUAACCUAUUUAAAGAUACAUUAUGUAAGAGAUUUAAAAAUGUAAUGAGAAAAUGGAUAAUUGAGACUUUGUACCAUUGCAAUGACAAUAAACGAUCUACGGUACAUCUUCCAGCACUGAUAACUCCACCCAGAAUAAAGUAAUUUGAAUGAUGUUUUUAAUAUAUUCAUUUUUCAUUAUUUAUUUUGGAACUAUUAUAGCAAGAAAAACUAGCUGUUUAUCCAAUUCUUACAUAAUGUAUCUUUAAGGACUGUAUACUGAAGCGACUGUCUAGGGAGCAGUAGUGGCAGAUGUGUGCUACAAACUUUUCUCUAAUUUUUUGAGGGAACUGGGGUGCCAAAGGGUUAAAGGUUGUUUUUAGUAAAUUCUUUAUGAGUUGGGGAUCUGGUUGUUUAGGUUAGUGUUUGUAUAAACAGUAUAUAUAAAUACUGUACAGAUGUUCAGAGUAUAUAUAAUUACUGAUGUAACCAAGAAGGUACAGCUUUUGGAAUUGUGUAUGAUCAACACAUGCACCUGUAAGAUAGCUUUUUUUCUGUAAUUAAAAUACAAUUUGAAUAAUGUGUAAUUAAAAUACAGUUUGAUUGAAUAAUGUGUUAUCAAAAUACAAUUUUUAUUAUGUGUAAUUAA